This is a messenger RNA of Pygocentrus nattereri (red-bellied piranha), 2400 nucleotides long. RefSeq lists its product as uncharacterized. Bases 84 to 1109 code for a protein of 341 amino acids. The record is from RefSeq and is a predicted model, not a curated record. Lineage: Eukaryota; Metazoa; Chordata; Actinopteri; Characiformes; Serrasalmidae. The transcript has 4 exons. Gene Ontology annotation, molecular function: ubiquitin binding.
UGCGGCUCGUUCUCAGAUAAGGAAGUGACUAAGGAGGUGAAAUUUUGAAAUUUGGCGGUAUUUCAGCGGAACAAACAGCCGCGAUGUCCAAACUAAGGAGAAAGAAAGCGGCGGCGGAGGAGAACAAACCCGGAGCGAAGUCGGGUUGCAGGGAUCUGCGGAAGAGUCUACUCAGUUCUGACGGAGACUCAUCCAGCACGAGCAGCGGGUCCAGCAGGCCCUGGUGGGCUGCAGCUGAUCUGGCAGCGGUGGAGAAACUGUGGGCGCUCACCCUGCAGGCCUUCUGUCCAGCAGUGUCCAGCACUCCUGCCAUGGUCUUCUGGGUUCCAGAGCUACCAGAGACCCCCACGUGGGCAGAGCAGGAGGAGCCGAGCGAGCGGCACUGGUGUUGUCUGGAUGAAGAUGUGAGUGAACUUCCUGCUCUAAGUGACUCACUGGGCUGCGUCCAAAUGCACAGUGAACCACACUUCUCUCCUAAUGAAGGGAACCGCCAGCCUGAAGCUUCAGCUCAGCUGCUGAGUGAAACGGGAGGUGAAUGGCAAACACUGAGCAGUCCUCAGCGCCACCUAGAGGACAUUCAGGCUCACUGUUUAGGAGAUGCAGGAUCGUUACACAGAUGGACCGAAAAGCCUGACUGGUCUGAGGGUGGAGAGUGUAAGCGGUAUGGGGACAGAGGCAGGUUACUGACGGGAACUCAAAAACCUGGAGGUGCGAAGGCGAGAGAGAGGAUCAAGCAUGGUUCCCAUGGCGACGGAGCUGAGAGCACAAAACUACAAGGGAGAAAGUUGGCAGGAAGAGAAUCUGAAAGAAAAUCCAGAGCGGAGUGUGAUAAAGCUGAAUCUGGGUCAUCUAAAUCCAGAACAGGAUCCGGAACGGGUUCCGAUGGUGCAGUAAGAGGAGGAUCUGGAUCCGCAGUUUUCCUCCUGGAGAACAACAGUGAGUGUAAAGCUGGGACAUCCAGAGGAGGAUCCGGAUCAGGAUUAGCAGAACCAAAGCUGGAGUGCUGUCCAAUGUGCCUGAUGCCGUUUCCUGCAGGGUUCUCUCAGAUGGAGUGUGAUUGUCACCUCGCUCAGUGUUUGUCAGAGAUGAACGCGGACGUCGUUUGGUGAUUGAGUCGGUCAGCCUGUCCAGCCCUGCCAGCCGUUUCUCUCCAUGCAGAUGCAGCAGGUCAUACAUGGUUCCUCCCCGGUGCUCCUGACGGAACAUCCUUCAGCAUCAACAUAUGCUAUUCCCAACUCAAACACCCACAAAACAUCCAAGGUCAGUCAGACUGACUGCUCAGACAAUGAAACCCACAGCCCUGUCAGAGAGCUCGUCUCCCACUGCAGCGUCCUGAGAGACCAGCAUCACUGAGAUACAUAAUAAAUAAUAAGAGAUCUGAGGAACCUCAGUGUGGAGAUCAAAGAGGGCAGAAUAAUAAGAAAGAAGGAAAAGAACCUGUUCGUUACAGUAAUAAACAGACAGUGACGUGGAGUCGUUCACGUUUUAAACUAAUCAUAUGAGAAAUAAACAGUGAAUUCAGGGUGGCUCUUCAGAAUUAAACUCUACGAUGAACAGAGCAGUAGAAGAGCUAAAGCUGUAGAACAUUGAGACAUUCUAAUACAAUCAAUAUCCAGAAUGUUCUCAUGGGUGCUUUAUAUCUGAUCAGUACAGUAUUUACAUUGACAGUGGUUCUAAACUGAACCAUAAGCACUCAAAGUUGUAUGAAUAAAUGGUUCUCUGCAUGGUGAAAUGGUUCUCCAGACUGAUGGAGAACGUGCUGUAUAUGGGUCGAAAUGGCACCAAAAGGGUUCUGCUACUGUUAUAAGCCUGACAUCAUAACAAUAGCAGAACCCUUUUUGGUGCUAUAUAGAACCAUAAACAACACAUUCUCCAUCAAUCUGGAGAACCAUUUCACCAUGCAGAGAACCAUUUAAUCACACAAAUGAUUGUGUUCUAGAACCACCUACUUUAGGAAAGAACUCUUGAAGAACCAUCUUUUUAAGAGUAAAUCUCUCAAAGUUCUUGACAUUAUAUAAAACAAAAGGAUGAAAGCCUUUGAUCUUUAAGCUGUUUGGUUUUGCUUGUAUAAUUAAUUAUUAAUAAUGAAUAAAAAAAAUUCAAAGUUUGUUUCCAUAGCAACGAAUAUUAAAACAAAAUAAAAGAUGUGAUUAACAGAAGCACUGAUGAAAUAAACCUAGAGGUGUGGCUCACAUGUGAGCUCCAUUCAUCUCAACACCACCAAACAGCUGGGGCUGAUUCAGGUCAGACUUGUUAGAGGCUCAUUAGCAUACAGAGACCUCAUUCGUGCAGAACUGAGUAUAAACACAGCGACUCAUUGACUCUUUAAUUGUUUAUUAAUGUUUCUAAAUUUUUGAUAAGUUCCCCAAAAUUUGAGAGAAAAAAAAAAUAUUUUAGUAU